UGCCAACCCUCCCUAUUUUGUAGUAAUCCUUACGAUUUCUGCAUGCUAAUUACGACUCUACGAUUUCAAUAUGAAAAAUACGAUUUUUAAAAAAAUUGCAAAAAAAAAUCCGGUUUUAAUUUUCCGUGUUUCCGUGUUUCAUUUUAUAAUAUUGGUGUUACUUUCGGGUAGCCUCGGCGUUUUCUACCCAAGCGGAUAAAACACGAGGAUUCCGAAUGUAUCACGUAGUCUAAAACGCUUAACUGGCAUGUUCAUUCAUAUACAUACAAGCGUCAUAGUGACGAUGAUUUAGUCGAAGAUGUCGGCCUCAAAAAGGGAGGCCCAGUCAUCUAUCGACGAAACUAGUCCCAAAAAGAAGAAGAAAUGGACACAGACUUUCCGUACUGAAUACUCCAGAUCAUACCCUUGUAUCACUUCGAGUGAUAAAGGAAAUACCUUCGCUUUUUGCUCGACGUGCAGGGUCAGCGUUUCUAUUGCCCACGGCGGCAAAGAUGAUAUCAAAAAGCACGUGGCGAGAAUUAAACACAAGCAGGCAGACGUCAAAGGUACCAGACCUGUGACAGAUUUUUUUCAAAUGGGCACAGACUUAUCGACCAUAAAGGCUGAGUGUUUAUUCACUAGUUUUCUAAUGAAGAAGAACAUUCCAAUGAGUGCCGCUGAUGGAACUGGAGAGCUAUUCCGGGAAAUGUUUCCUGAUUCGAAAAUAGCUCGGAACUACGCGUGUGGGCGAACGAAAUCACAGGCAAUCGUCAAUGAAAUGGCUGCGGACUCAACAAAACAUAUCUGUGACUUAAUGAGGAGUUCGGCGUAUAGUAUUGCCACUGAUGGGUCAAACGACAAUGAGUAUAAAUUAUAUCCAAUAGUUGUAAGGGUUUAUGACCCAUCUUCUGGGAUGAUUGAAGUUAACUUGCUAUCAAUUCCAAACCUAGUGGGGAGCAGCACAGGAGAAAACAUUGCUUGUCUGAUGGCUAGUGAACUUGAAAAACUCAAUGUUAGUUGGAAAAAUUGUGUGUCUUUUUCAUCAGAUAAUGCAUCAGUCAUGACCGGAAAAAACAAAGGUGUUGUAUCCUAUCUAAGAAAUCAUCAGCAAGAACUCAUAUUAGUAGGAUGUCCCUGUCAUCUGAUUCAUCUCGCAGCCAAAAAAGCUACAUCAGCCUUGCCAUUUAAGGCAGAUGAUCUACUCGUUGAUAUAUACUACUACUUUGAAAUGAGUGCAAAAAGAAGACAGGAACUUCAGGAAUUCCAAAUGGCUUCUUCAGGAGAAACUCGAAAGAUACUAAAGCAUGUUUCCACAAGAUGGUUGUCACUGGAAAAAGCUCUCAACAGACUUCUUGAAGAAUGGAAUCCUUUAUCUGCGUACUUUUGCAAAAUUGUGAAGGAACAGAGAGAGAAAGCUGCUUCUCAAUCGCUAAGGAGUGCUCUAUUACAGUCAAACAAGACACAAAAAACAACAGAAGCAAGGUCUGAAAGGAAAGCAAUUGAUACUCACAAGAAGCAAGCCAGUUUUGUGGAUAAAUUUGUAAAUCUGCAGCAACAGAAAAAACCUUCCACUGAUCCGUGUACGAGCACAACCAAUUCUUCCACUGAGUCAAGGCCAGGGGUCAUCAAGCACUACAGCAGUAAGACAGGGAAAACAACUGAUGUACAAGUGGAAAAGUUAAGGUGCAGUAACAGUUCGUCGUGUCGGCAAAAGUCUGUCUGUAACCUUUCAAGAUCAUCCAGCACCAAGUGUUCAGGUGGUAACAGUGAUAAGUUGAAAUCAUCCAGCACCAAGUCUUCAGGUGGUAACAGUGAUAAGUUGAAAUCAUCCAGCACCAAGUCUUCAGGUGAUAAUAGUGAUAAGUUGAAGUCAUCAAGUGCUGAGUCUAAUAGUGAUAGUCUUGGCAAGACAGCAAAUAAACACAAAUCAAAUGGCCAAACCAGAGAGUGCAGGAUAGCAGAAGAACUGACAAGUUUUGAAAAUAUGGCAUAUGCCUCAUUCCUAGCUAGCACAUUACCAGUUUUUAAUGCUACAAAUCUCGCUUUACAGGAAGAUGAGCCUCAGAUCCACCUUGUUAAAACUAAAUUAACAAGUCUUCUUAGAAACAUCAUGAUGAGAUUUCUCCUGCCAGAUGUUAUUAGUGGUGACCUCACAGAAGUGCCGUACGAGGACAAGUCUUCUCAUAAACCAGACAAAGAUAUCAUGAUUGGUAACUUUACAGAAGAAGUUGUGGGAAGUUUAGCUGAUCCUGCUCAAUUCUUUGUAAAUGUUCGACAAUUCUUCUGCGAUGCAUGCACAUAUAUCAUUAAUAAACUUCCUCUAAAGGAUGACAUAUACAUACAUGCCCAAGUAGUUGAUGUUUCGUUGAGAAGGAAAGUGUCAUUUAAGUCAGUAAAGUUCUUUCUUAACAAAUUCCCGUUCCUGCUAGAGGAAUCCUAUAAGGUACAAGAACAGUUUUUAGCUUACCAAGUUGAUGAUCUUCCACCUGAAAUUGACAAAGAUAACAUUAGAAUAGACACAAAGUGGACAAUUUUGUCCACUAGGUAUGAUGUCUUGGCCAGGGUGAUGCUUGCGAUUUUGGUUAUACCGCACAGCAAUGCAGAUUGCGAAAGAGUAUUUUCGUUGGUGCGAAAAACCAGAACUGAGUACAGAUCAAGUAUGUCAAACAGGACACUGGAAGCUAUUGUGAUCAGAAAACUCAAGAUAAUGGACAGUAAUGGACAUGAGAAGUUUUCUCCUGAAUUUCUCAGAAAAGCAAAGCAUGCUACUAGUGCAGCUCUAUCAAAGGAGUAAUACAAUGCAGUCUGAAAAAUAAAACAGA
Pecten maximus is the source of this 2801-nucleotide messenger RNA. RefSeq lists its product as uncharacterized. NCBI's taxonomy places the organism in Eukaryota, Metazoa, Mollusca, Bivalvia, Pectinida, Pectinidae. Gene Ontology annotation, molecular function: protein dimerization activity. The transcript has 4 exons. Bases 299 to 2773 code for a protein of 824 amino acids. The record is from RefSeq and is a predicted model, not a curated record.